Closterium sp. Naga37s-1 is the source of this 5109-nucleotide messenger RNA. Lineage: Eukaryota; Viridiplantae; Streptophyta; Zygnematophyceae; Desmidiales; Closteriaceae. The record is from the annotation of a GenBank genome assembly.
AUGAGCUGGUUCGUCUUAGAGGAGAUUAACUCGCUCCCCGCGUCGCGCGGCGGCGACGACGGCCAGUCCGUUCCGUCCCGCGAUGCGGCCGCUGGCCAUGGCGAGUCGCGGCGCUGGAGAGCCGCGUCGCGAUCGGAGUGGAGAUCAGAGUGGCGAUCGGAGAUGAGAACGGAGUAUAAGGAGCAAGGCGAGACGGAAACGCACCGCUGGAGGUCGGAGGCUAGAGGGCGAGGGAUGGAAGAGCGGGAAGAGAGGGAGCGGGUGGAAGGAAGGCGGCGGAUGGAGUCGACUGAGCAUUACGUGAUGCAUAGUCACGGCGGAUUGCACGGCGGACUGCACGGCGAACUGCACGGCGGCUCGCACGCGCAGCACGAUGAUGUCGAGCUAUCCGACAGCCAGGGACAGGUGGACAGCGAUGGUGACGUGGCGGACGAUUUUAUCGAGGUGGAGCAGUGCCCGUAUCCCCGCGAUUCCCGCGAUCACUUCCGCGAGAGGAGGACUCGCGGCAGUUGCAGCCGUGGAGCAGGAAUGCGAAGCAGCAGGAGAGCGAGGAGGGCAGGUGAGGUGAUCGACCUCACUGCGGAUAGCGACGGCAGCGACGGCGCUGCUGAUGCCGCUAAUAACCGCGCGCGUGGUGCCACGACUACCGCCACCGCCACUGCUGCUGCUGCCGCUGGGUGGGGCAGCGAGUGGGGCACAGCGCCUCCCGAGUGGGCGAGUGAGGACGUGAGCGUGGACGUGGAGUGUGCGGCCUGCCACGUGCUCAUUCCCAUCGACCGCUCUCUGGAUCUCCCCCGCUGCUCCUGCCUGCUCUGCCUCUCCUGCGCGCGCGCGUCCUUCCGCCCGCAGAUGCUCGAGCUGAAAGCGCAGCUAGUGAGUGAGCGGAACACGGCGAGACACGUAGCAGACAAGGGAGAAAAGGCAGGCACGGGGUUAUCUGAGAGGCGAGAAUCGCCUGCGAGAUCUUCCGAUAGCAGAGAUUCCAUGGCCUGCCCGUGCUGCGGACAGCCAGUCCCAGCCCUCCACGUGCAAGCGCUCCUGCCCGAAGAGUUCCGGCAGUGGGAGGAAGCGGCGACGUCCGCCGCCCUCGCGGCGUUUUCCCGGGCAGAUGAAUUUGUCCGCUGCCCGGGAUGCGACGUGCUGGUGGAGAAGCUGCCCGCGGAGCCGCCGCCGGGCGCAAUUCUCUCCGGAGUUCCCGAGAUCGACAGGACGGCGCCAAUGGCGGAGCGAGACGAAGAAGGGCGCGUGCUGUCGCGAGAAGCGAUCGUGCACAAGGCUGGGAACAGGUUCCGGUGUGGAGAGUGCGCGGUGGUGUUCUGUGGGUCGUGCCGUGCACACCCGUACCAUCUGGGGCUGUCGUGUGCUGCUUACGCUGCCCGGCUUGCUGCUCCCAAGUGCUUGUACUGUGGGGAGAGAGUUGAGGGUGGGAUGGGAGAUGGGAGGGAGGGAGACGGGGCGGGAUGGGGCAGUAGUAGUGGUGGUGGUGGAGGAGGAGGAGGAGAAGGAGUGGGCGCAGACACAGGGUGGUGUGUGGAGAAGAGUGACUUAGCAGCAGUGGCAGCCCUGGCAGCGCGUGUGUGCGGUGAGGAGCAGUGCAGGGAGAAGCUGAAGGCUGCAUGCACGCGCACCAGCCCCUGUGGCCAUCCGUGUGGGGGCGUGCGUGGGGAGGUUCAGUGCCUGCCGUGCCUGCAGGAUCCGUGUCUCGAAAAACUUCACACAGCAGCAGCAGCAGCAGCAGCAGCAGCAGCAUCAGCAUCAGCUUCCGCAACCGCCGCUGCCGCUGCCGCUGCUGGUGGUCAUGGUGUUGGUAGCAGCCAAGCAGCCGGCAAGGGCAAAUCGCUCCUCCGCUCCUCCGCUGCUCCUCCACCCCAGGCGAGCCCGCCUCUCCCAUGUGCCAGCGACUUCUGCCCCAUCUGCUGGGUGGAGCCCAUCUGUGCCGCGCCUGCCAUCCGCCUGGCUUCAUGCGGCCACGUGGUGCAUGUGGCGUGUGCGCGGGAGAAGAUCCGCCGCUCGUUCCCCGGCCCGGAUAUCUCCUUUGGGUUCCUCGCGUGCCCGCUGUGCCCCUCCACCACCAUGGCCCAUCCUGCUCUGCAGGGAGAGCUGGCUGCUUCUCUGGUGCUCAAGAAGCAGGUGGAGGAGCUGGCUGUUGAGAGGAUGAGAGCUGAAGGGCUGGUUGGGGGUGGGGGUGCGGCUAAUGGAGUGGAUGUUGAUGGUUGGGAUGGUGGGGAAAGAGACAGGGAGAGGCGUGGAGUGCGUGGGAGGCACGAUGGCUAUGUGCAUGGAAAUAUGGAGGGGUAUGGCAAUGCUGGCGGAAGGGGUUUACGGAGUGGGAAAGGGAGUGAGAAUGGGAGGGAGAGAAGCGGGAGUGGCAGCAGUGCGGGUGGUGAUGUGCUGGCUGUGGCGUUGCGGCGAUUUCUGUUCUUCCUCUGCUCCCGCUGCCAGCUUCCGUACUUUGGCGGCGACAGGAGGUGCGGCGCCGGACCUGCUGCCGCCGAGCCUGAUGAUCAGGCUGGGCACGGCGACCCAGGAAUGGUUCAGGCAGGAGGAGCGAGGGAGGGCGGAGGGGAGGAAAGGGCAGGGGGGAGAGGAGGUGCGGUGAAGCCAAAGAGCAAUGAACUGGUAUGUGGUGAUUGCCUGGCAUCUGAAGCUUUGGCAAAGCAAAGGGCUGCUGCAGCAGCUGCUGCUGUUGCUGCAGAGAAGCAGCGUGGCAAAGAGAGGGGCAUGGAUAAGGGCAAAGGAAAAGCGGUUGGAGUUUCUGGGAAUGGCAUUCCGCCGCACAAUCCGCCAACGGUCACUCUCAUACUCCCCGAUGGCUCCGCGCAGCAUUUCCCCCGCACCCUCACCGUGCGAGAGGCGCUUGUUCUGCUCGCGUCGCCUUGCCCCUUCGACGCCGCGGAAACUCCGCCUGCAGCCCCGCCGCCUCCGCCGUUAGCGCCGAGGUCCGCGGCGGAAGCCCCGUUUGCUUCCUCGGCGGAGAACCCCCGCCGCACGCCCCAGCAGGAUCCGCGGUUGGCAAAUCUCCCCCUUGCCAUCUCCGCCCCGGCGCGCGGAAUAUUCGUGAAGGAGCGGCGGAAGUUGCUGCUGGCGGAACUGCUGCGACCCGGUCGAACCUACCACGUGUAUAGACCGAGUGCUGCUAAUAGUACUGAGUCUGCUGCACCUACGCAGAGACUCGACACGGGGAGGAUUGGGGCCAUUGGUGGCGGCGACGAGGGGUCGAAGGAAGCAAAACGAGGCGGUCGCAAGCCGGCGAAGGGGGGACGUGACGAGCGGCGGCAGGCGCGGAGGCAGGGCGACGAGAGGAGAUAUUCCAGCAACAAGGUCUGGCCCCUCGCGCCUCUCCAGUCGUCCGCCAACUCCCCUCCGCGAAUUCCGCGCGUCGUCGUUCCUUCCGCUGCGCCGGCGCGCACCUCCGCUCCUUGCGGCGGAAGUGACUCCGCCGGAAAAGGCGGCGGCAGGAACACGGAGGACGGCCAUGGGAAUGACGAGGCCCUCUUGUCGCCUUCUGACUCGUGCAUGUGCGUGGGCUGGCUUGGGGUUCCGAAACAAGAGAGGUAUGAGGAAUUUGGGUGGGACGAGAGAGCGGAGGGAGAGGAUAGAGAGGACAGAGAGGGCUCAAAGGGCGAAGGAGGGGAGGCGGAGAGGGUCGAGGAGGGAGAGGACAGGGAGGAGGCGAGGGAGGAGGAGGGGGAGGAAGACGCGGGGGAGGGAGGAACUGGGGAGGGUGGAAUGGGUGAGAAGGAGAGCCUGCGAGGGGGCUGCGGCGGCUUCUGGAAGAAGCCAGCAGGGAAGAUCAAUGUUGAUUGUAGCAACGAGAGCGGUACUAACCACGAUAACGAGGGCCAUGCUGCUAGUAACAACGAGAGCAAGCUCACCUACCCGCCGUAUCCCCUUGCCACCACACUUGCGCUGCCACUGGCGCGCUCCCCGAUCCGGGCCCUUCUGUCUUCCCCUCCUGCCCCUUGCUCCCGCGCCGAGCGGGAAAAGGGGAAGCCGUUUACCCUUGCGAGUAUGACUGCGCCUAUCCGCGCCCCUAUCUUCCCCGCGAGCGCCGCCUCUCCUGCCCCCGGAGUGGCGGCGCCGAGCGGAAAUCCGAACGCCCGCGCGCGUGCGCGUGCGGGUGCGGGUGCGGGUGGCUUGGCGGGAGGCACGCGGGAGAAUGGUGGGGCGCCUGAGCAGUCGGCGCGCAGCAGCAGUGGUGCUGCUGCUGCCAGUGCUCGCAACUGUUGCGAGGGCAGAAGCAGUGAGCACGAGAGUCAUGUGCGUGGUGGUGAUUCCGAUGACACAGGUAAUAACGUUGACGGUGGUGAUGGUGGUGGUCCGGGUGGUGGUGGUGGUGGGGGUGAGAGGUGCAGGGAAGAGAGUGUGAAGAGAGUAGACGGGGGAGGAGGAUCGGCUCUGUGGCAUGUGAUGAGGAGGUGUGGGAUCGGCGGUUCCAGGGGAACGGAUAGCACAAGCAAGAAAGCCAGCAGCAGCAGUAGCGGCGGGGGCAGCAGCAGCAGUGGCAGGCGAUGGGGUGGUAGGACUGCCAUGAGGAGUGCCAAGGUGGCCCCUUGGAACAACGGCAGCAGCGGCAGCGUCAGCAGCAGCGCCGCGAGCAGCGUGGGGAGCGGUGAUGGUGACAGCACGGCAGCAAGGAGCAGUAGUGUGGGUGACAGCAGUGAGAUGAGGGCAGGCGCUGGGGCGGCAGGUGCUGCUGCUGCUGCUGCUGCUGCUGGUACUGCUGCUCUGUGGCGCGUGAAGGGAGGAGGAGGAGGAGGAGGGACGGGGUUGUCAGAGGUGAGUGGGUUGUGGUUGCUGGAUAAACACUUGGCUGCUGCAGCAGAGGACAGCGCUUCUGGUCGAGCUGCUGCUGGUGAUGAUGACGACGAUGAUUCGGAUGCGGACAGUGAUGCGAGGGAGAUGGCGUUUCUACACAAGCAGCUGCAGAUGUACCGUCUCUCCUGCCCCAUCGCCCCUUCCCUGCCGCGCAGCAGCAGACGGCGCCGCUCCUGUGGGGGCAGCAUGGGCAUCACAUGGCGGCCGAAACUGCCAGGAAUAGCUGAGGCCGCGGGGGAGGGUGGGGAGGGCAGUGACCACACUGGAGAAGGCGAGGCGAGGACUGCUUGA